Molecule: messenger RNA, 3408 nt
Organism: Lactuca sativa (garden lettuce)
Lineage: Eukaryota; Viridiplantae; Streptophyta; Magnoliopsida; Asterales; Asteraceae
Molecular function (GO): protein binding
Source: RefSeq, a predicted model, not a curated record
AGCAACAUGGCAAAGCAAAUAAUGUCAUCUUUAAACGUCUUAUUUUUCUCUCUAGCUCUACUAAUCAUCACAUUCUCCCUCAUAACAAAUUUCGCUUCCGCUUCUUUGGAGGAAGGCAAUGCUCUUAUUAAAUGGAAAUCAAGCCUUGAAAUCCCAAUCAACUCCGUGCUCUCUUCAUGGAUUCCACUCCCUUUGAAUUCCAGUGCAUCACAUCCAUGCUCUUCUUGGUUUGGAAUAGUUUGCAAUUCUAAUUACAGGAUUCACAGGUUGAACCUCAGUUCAUCCGGCAUAAAAGGUACACUCCACCAAUUUCCGUUCUCUUUGCUACACAAACUUACGCAUUUUGAUCUCGGUAUGAACAACUUCUUUGGCCCCAUCCCACCAGAAAUCGGACUCCUGUCCAAACUUGUCCAUCUUGAUUUUUCAGAGAACAAAUUUUCUAGGGUAAUCCCACCUGAAAUAGGAAACCUGCACCAGCUAACCAUCUUGUACCUAUACUCAAACAAUAUAUCUGGAUCAAUUCCUUCAUCAUUGGGUGAUUUGACAUCUUUGAAUGUCCUUUAUUUGCACCAUAAUCAACUCUCUGGUCCAAUUCCUAAUGAACUUGGGAAUUUAAAAUCUGUCACUAAUCUUGCUGUGAGCUACAAUGAACUUACUAGUUCUAUUCCUUCAUCACUAGCAAACCUGAGCAACUUACGGGAACUGUACCUAGGUGGGAAUAGAUUAUCUGGUCCGAUUCCUAGUGAACUUGGGAAUUUGAAGUCACUCAUUAAUCUUGAGGUAGGUGAGAAUCGGCUUAGUGGUUCCAUUCCUUCAUCAUUGGGUGAUUUGACAUCUUUGAGUGUCCUUUAUUUGGGCCAAAAUCAACUCUCCGGUCUCAUUCCUAUUGAACUUGGGAAUUUGAAGUCUCUUACUAAUCUUAGUUUGGGUGAAAACCAACUUAGUGGUUCUAUUCCUUUAUCGCUAGCAAAUCUGAGUAACCUACAACGUUUGUCCCUAAAUGAGAAUAAGUUAUCUGGUCUCAUUCCUACAGAACUUGGGAAUUUAAAGUCUCUCACUAAUCUUGAGCUGAUUAGUAAUCAAUUUAGCGGUUCAAUUCCCUCAUCAUUGGGUGAUUUGACAUCUUUGCAUGCCCUUUAUUUGGGCAAAAAUCAACUCUCUGGUACCAUUCCUACUGAGCUUGGGAAUUUAAAAUCUCUCACGGAUCUUGUGGUGGCCUACAAUCAACUUAGUGGUUCUAUUCCUUCAUCAUUAUCAAACCUCAGCAACCUAGAGACUCUGUACCUCCAAGUGAAUAAUUUAUCUGGUCCCAUUCCUAUUGAACUUGGGAGUUUGGAGUCUCUUACUGAUCUUGAGGUGAGUAACAAUCAACUUAAUGGUUAUAUUCCUUCAUCUCUAGGAAACCUGGGUAACUUACAAUGGCUGAUCCUCAAGGAUAAUAAUUUUUCUGGUCCUAUUCCUACUGAACUUGGGAAUUUGAAGUCUCUCACGCAUCUUGCGGUGAGCGGAAAUCAACUUAGUGGUUCUAUCCCUUCAUCAUUUGGUAAUUUGACAUCUUUAAAUGGUCUUUAUAUGUACCAUAAUCAGCUCAACGGUCCCAUUCCUAUUCAACUUACGAAUUUGAAGUCUCUCAGUGAUCUUAGGAUGAGCAACAAUCAACUUAGUGGUUCCAUUCCUCCGGAGUUUGGAAAUUCCACUCAACUACAAAGACUUGAUUUGUCUUCGAAUCAUUUGGUUGGUGAGAUCCCAAAGGACUUUGGGAAGAUGAAAAGUAUGUUGUAUUUGUACUUGUCUGAUAACCAACUUUCAGGCAUUAUACCUCUGGAGCUUCAAUUCUACGAACACCUUGAAGAACUUGAUCUCUCUGGAAAUAGAUUGACUGGGUCGAUACCUAAAAGUAUUGGUCAUUGGUCACACAUCCACCACUUGAAUCUUAGUAAUAACCAGCUUUUUGAGAAAAUUCCAUCUGAGAUUGGUAAAUUAGUUCAACUUACAGAACUUGAUUUAUCUCGGAAUUUGCUUACAGAAGAGAUACCAUCUGAAGUUCAAGGUUUGCAAAGUUUGCAAAAGCUGGAUCUUUCUCACAAUAGACUAUCUGGCUCUAUUCCUGAUGCUUUUACAAGUUUGCCUCGUGGAAUUGAUAUCAACCUUUCUUACAAUGAGCUUUCAGGUCCGGUUCCCCGAAGCCCCAACUUUGUGAAUGCGUCCAUACAAGGCAAUCCAGGUUUGUGUGGAAAUUUUACAGGACUAAAACUUUGUGCAAAUCAAAUUAUGAAGAAGAAAAAAGAUCACUUUCAUCAUUGACUCAUCCUUGUAAUACUCUGGCCUCUUAUCGCGGUAGUUUUACUUGGUAUAUUCACAUAUGGCCUCAUUGCUUAUCGAAAACAAAAGAGACAUUCUCCACAGAAACCAUUGGACAAAGAAGGUGGUGAUUAUUUCUCCAUAACAAGUUUUGAUGGAGGAGUAGUGUACGAUGAAAUCUUGAAAGCAACGAAUAAUUUUGAUGAAGCAUACUCUAUUGGGACCGGAGGAUAUGGAACUGUGUACAAAGCCCAGCUACAACCUAACAAUGUGGUAGCCGUCAAGAAACUUCACUCGUCAUUUGAGAAUGUUGAUCAUAAUGGAUUCCUUAAUGAGGUAUGAGCACUAACGAACAUAAGGCAUCGAAACAUAGUGAAACUCUAUGGAUAUUGCUCACAUGUCCGCCACUCCUUUUUGAUUUACGAACACCUUGAAAAGGGAAGCCUUGGAUCAAUUUUAAGAAACGAUAUCUUAGCAAGAGAAUUGGAUUGGUUGAAAAGGGUAAAUAUUGUAACAAGUGUAGCUAAUGGUUUAGCUUAUAUGCAUCACGACUGCUCACCUCCUAUAAUUCAUAGAGACAUUUCCAUUUCCAACAUCCUUCUUGAUUCUGAUUAUGAGGCACAUAUUUCUGAUUUUGGCACAUCCAAACUUUUAAAGCUAGACUCAUCCAACUGGACCGCAACUGUAGGAACAUAUGGUUAUAUCGCGCCAGAGCUUGCUUAUACGAUGGUGGCAACUGAGAAAUGUGAUGUGUAUAGCUUUGGGAUUGUUGCACUAGAAGUGAUGAUGGGAAAGCAUCCUGGUGAACUACCAACAUUGUCUGUUGAUUAUCUGGUGUUAGCAAAUGUUGGAGAUAGUCGGAUUCCACUUCCUUCACCACAAGUUGAAAAACAGGUUAAUUUGGUACUGAAUCUCUCGAGAGCAUGUUUGAACUCAAAUCCACAAGAAAGGCCAACAAUGCGCCAAGUUUCAAAUCUGUUGAUGAAGGCUUGAUAUUGGUGUACUUUCAAUGUUAUUUGCUUUUAUAAUGUUCCUUAUAUGCACCCUCAUAAUAUGUAUUUAGUUGAAUGCCUUUUUGUUAUAAUACUUCUCAUAUGUUUUCUUAAA